AUGGGCUUAAGGAUCCUCGGAACAGGCUCUCUUCAUGGAGAAACACCGAUUGUUGUCAAUCGCAUGGUUGCAAUCGAUCUCCAUAACCCGCCUUCAGAGCAAGUUGAUUCAUCUCCAAGUAAGUAUGGAAUAUGGAACUUAAGUGGUGAGCUAAAACCAUCUUUGAUGAAACUCAAGUCAUUAAGCCAUUUAGACUUGAGCUUCAACACAUUUGAGGGAAUACCAAUUCCUGAGUUCUUUGGAUCACUGAUGAAUUUGCAAUAUCUGCUUGAAGGUCUUAUUCCUGUUUCCAUCGGGUCGCUGCAAAAUCUCGUUGUCUUGAUGCUUGAAGAGAAUAAAUUAAAUGGUACGCAACAAGAUAGUUUAGGACAACUUACUAAGCUGUCAUACUUAGAUGUUUCUUCCAAUCAGUUGACAGACACGGUAACUGAAGAACAUUUUUCAAUGCUGGCAAAAUUGAAGAUUGUAGUCAUGUCUUCCAAUUCACUCACUAUGAAUAUCAGUACCAAUUGGAUGCCGCCAUUCCAAAUAUCUUUUCUUCUUAUGUGUUCAUGUGUUUUGGGGCCUUCAUUACCACCUUGGCUUAAAUCACAAAAUAAGAUUGCUUAUUUAGACGUUUCAAAUUCGAGCAUUUUUGGUUUUAUACCCAAACUGGUUUUGGGAUAUAUCUUCCUGAUUAACGUUUUUAAACAUGUCAAAUAA
Molecule: messenger RNA, 702 nt
Organism: Vicia faba (fava bean)
Lineage: Eukaryota; Viridiplantae; Streptophyta; Magnoliopsida; Fabales; Fabaceae
Source: the annotation of a GenBank genome assembly